This is a messenger RNA of Chenopodium quinoa (quinoa), 999 nucleotides long. RefSeq names its product photosystem II reaction center Psb28 protein-like. Gene Ontology annotation, biological process: photosynthesis. Gene Ontology annotation, cellular component: photosystem II; chloroplast thylakoid membrane; photosystem II oxygen evolving complex. The coding region runs from base 201 to 755 and encodes 184 amino acids. The transcript is spliced from 2 exons. Lineage: Eukaryota; Viridiplantae; Streptophyta; Magnoliopsida; Caryophyllales; Amaranthaceae. The record is from RefSeq and is a predicted model, not a curated record.
AGUUAAUGAAGGUGAAAAAUUGGAGUAAUUAGGAUUUGCACUUUGCAAGGAACCCCAAGUGAAUGGCUGAUAUUGUAACACACCAAACGACUGGAUUGUACAUGACCCCUAUCAUCUUCUUCAUCAUCUCUUUCCUCAGAAAUUCCACUGAAAAUUUAUAAACUUUUUCUGCCACUAAUUUAAUCCCAGUAUCAAACUCCAUGGCAGCAUCUCUUCAAUCUCUUACUUGUUCUUCUCCACUUUCCCACUGCUCCUCUCACAAAUCUUCCUCCAACCCAGGAAUUUGUGUAUUCUCUUUGGCUACUCCCCAGCGUGUACACUCUUCAUUCAAUGGACUUCAGUUGAGGUUUCGUCCAAUGAGAUGGGUAUCACAAAGGUCAUUUUCUGCACCGGUUGGUCAGAUAGUGAUGAUGGUUCAACCAAAAAUUCAGUUCAUCCAAGGCACCGAUGAACUUACAAUACCAGAUGUGAAAUUAACCAAAUCAAAGGAUGGGACUAAUGGUGCGGCUAUAUUUAGAUUUGAUCAGCCCUCUGUCUUUGACUCAUCAAAGGAAGUUGGUGAUAUAACUGGGUUUUACAUGAUCGACGAGGAAGGUGUUCUUUCUUCCACCAGUGUGAAUGCAAGGUUCGUGAAUGGGAAGCCAGCAGGGAUUGAAGCAAGGUACAUCAUGCGCACCCCCCGAGACUGGGACAGGUUCAUGAGAUUCAUGGAACGCUAUGCCAACGCUAACGGUUUGCAAUUCGUCAAAAGUUAAGGCAAUGUACAUCCUUUUUUUUUCUUCCCAUAAACCCGAUUUUAGCAUAAUUGUGUGAGUUGAGCAUAUCUCAAAAGCUUGAAUCUUUACAUUAAGAUAAAUGCUGCUUUGUUGGUGCUCCAAGUGUUUGAUUCUGUGUCUUCUCUGACCAUAUUUGUGAUUCUUUGAAUAGAUCUGAUAAGGCUGGGUGAGUGACAUGAUUAUUCUCUGUAGCUCUCUGUAAGGCAUGAAUUUUGAAAUAAUA